Messenger RNA from Gilbertella persicaria, 1832 nucleotides. Its product is annotated as acyl-CoA dehydrogenase/oxidase. The transcript is spliced from 4 exons. The record is from RefSeq and is a predicted model, not a curated record. Lineage: Eukaryota; Fungi; Mucoromycota; Mucoromycetes; Mucorales; Choanephoraceae. Gene Ontology annotation, molecular function: heme binding; flavin adenine dinucleotide binding; acyl-CoA dehydrogenase activity. Bases 39 to 1613 code for a protein of 524 amino acids.
UCUCUCUCUCUCUCUCUCUCUUUCUUUUCAAUCAUAAUAUGUCAAAAAAGUUUACCAUUGAAGAAGUAGCUAAACAUCAACAAGCUAAUGAUUGUUGGAUCAUUGUUCAUGAUAAAAUAUAUGAUGUCUCUACAUUCUUAGAUGAACAUCCUGGUGGUAAAAAAGUACUUUUGAAAGCUGGUGGAACCGAUGCUUCUAAACAAUUUGACGCGUUCCAUAACCCUUCUGUCUUGACCAAGAUUGCCUCUAAAUACUUAAUUGGUGAAGUAGGAACAGGCUCUGAUCAACAAGAAGAAGAAGACAUGGCUGAUCAAAACCCUUUGAUUGUCAAUGAAGCUUAUGGUGACAUGGUUCCCUUUGGCGAUCCCAUGUGGUAUCAAGAUUGGUAUAGUCCUUACUACAAUGAUACACAUCGUGCUGUUCGAAAAGCAGUACGUGAAUUUGUAGAAGCUGAAAUCAUGCCCUAUUGUCAUGAGUGGGAUGAAGCCAAAUCAAUUCCUAAAGAAGUAUAUGUCAAGGCUGCUAAAGCAGGUAUUUUGGCUGCUGCUGUGGGCCAUGUGGAACCCGAAUUUAUUCCUUUCGGACUUCCGGCCGGCGUUCCCGCUGAAGAGUUUGAUGCAUUCCAUAGCAUCAUUGUAUGUGAUGAAAUGUCUCGUUGUGGUUCAGGUGGUGUUGUAUGGUCACUUUUAGGUGGUCUAGGUAUUGGCCUUCCACCCAUCAUUCAUUUCGGUUCCCAAUACUUGAAAAAAAAGGUUGUCAAAGACUGUCUCGCUGGUGAUAAAGUCAUUUGUUUGGCCAUCACGGAGCCUUCAGGAGGUUCUGAUGUAGCUGGUCUUUUGACAGAAGCCAAAGAUAUGGGUGAUUAUUACUUGGUCAAUGGUGAAAAGAAAUGGAUCACCAAUGGAACAUUUGCUGAUUAUUUCACGGUUGCCUGUCGUACGGGUGAAGCUGGAUUCAACGGUAUCUCCUUCUUACUCUUAGAACGUAGCAUGCCUGGUAUUACCACCAAACAAAUGAAGUGUUCUGGUGUAUGGCCCUCGGGUACUGCCUAUAUCACAUUUGAAGAUGUCAAGGUGCCUAAAGAAAACUUGAUUGGAAAAGAAAACAAGGGAUUUAAAUAUAUCAUGCAAAACUUCAAUUCAGAACGCAUGGGUAUCAUUAUUCAAGCAAAUCGUUUUGCUCGUGUUUGUGUAGAAGAAUCACUCAAGUACGCUAACAAGCGUAAGACCUUUGGCAAGCGUUUGAUUGACCAUCCUGUGAUUCGUAACAAACUAGCCCACAUGAUUAGACAAGUGGAAGCAACACAUGCCUGGAUGGAAUCUUUGGCUUACCAAACAAAGCAAAUGCCAGCUGAAAUUCAGCCUAUUCGAUUAGGUGGUCCUAUUGCUCUCUGUAAAGCUCAAGCUACUCAAACAUUUGAAUUCUGUGCUCGUGAAGCUGCUCAAAUCUUUGGUGGUUUAUCUUAUACACGAGGUGGACAAGGUGAGAAGGUAGAACGUCUUUAUCGUGAAGUUAGAGCAUAUGCUAUUCCAGGUGGAUCUGAAGAAAUCAUGCUGGAUUUGGGUGUGCGACAAGCCACUAAAGUAGGCGCUUUUAUGGGUGCUAAAAUGUAGUCAUGUCCUUGAUGUUUGCUGUUGAUUUGAAAAAUAAAUGAAAUUUAGUGUUCUUUUUUUAAUUAACUAGCUGGAAACACCUUCAUUCCGGCGAGAAUUUUCUAAACCUAUGCAAGCUUCGGUAAAGGAUUCUUAACCUGCGUUUGAGAGGCCAUCCAGCUGUCCUCUGCGGCAGGCUGCAAAUAUGCCUUUAGUGUUUUUAUAUUCAAUUUUUUUUUA